Molecule: messenger RNA, 1401 nt
Organism: Erpetoichthys calabaricus (reedfish)
Lineage: Eukaryota; Metazoa; Chordata; Cladistia; Polypteriformes; Polypteridae
Product: olfactory receptor 52E4-like
Exons: 2
Coding region: 1-1401 (466 amino acids)
Biological process (GO): G protein-coupled receptor signaling pathway
Cellular component (GO): membrane
Molecular function (GO): olfactory receptor activity; G protein-coupled receptor activity
Source: RefSeq, a predicted model, not a curated record
AUGCAAGUGGGCAAUAUCUCCUCCCUGCGUCCAGCAGAGUUUGUGCUUCUUGGGUUUCCAGGGAUGGACAGUUACCAGCAUUGGCUUUCAAUUCCUUUUACUGUCAUGUAUCUUUUAGCUGUUGCAGCCAAUUUCAUAAUCAUUUUCCUGGUUCGACUUGAAAAAAAUCUACACACUCCAAUGUAUUUGUUCCUUUCUCUUUUAGCACUAGUGGAUCUUGGUCUAUGUACAUCAACUUUACCUAAAAUGCUUCACAUAUUUUUCCUUAAUGAGAAAAGAAUAACCUUUGAGGGCUGCUUUGUUCAAAUGUUCUGCAUUCAUUUCUUUUCCUCUCUUGAAUCUUCCAUAUUAGUUAUUAUGGCUUAUGACAGAUACGUUGCAAUUUAUAACCCUUUACGUUACACUUCAAUAUUGUCAAACAAAUUUGUGGCUAAAACAUUUUCAGCAUUUCUCAUACGAGGUUUUAUUUUAACUGGCUUGAUACCAACCCUUGCUUCAAGAUUGCCUUAUUGUGCCACAAACAUCAUCUCACACUGCUAUUGUGAUCACAUGGCCGUUGUAAAACUGGCAUGUAGUGAUAUAUCAAUGAAUAGCUACUAUGGUCUCUUUGUCGCAUUUUCUAUAUUGGGUUUGGAUGUUAUAUUUAUUACAUUCACGUAUGUUAUGAUUUUGAGGACAGUUUUAAAGCUUGGGUCAAAGUCUGCUCAGCUGAAAGCAUUUCACACAUGUGGCUCUCAUCUUUUUGUGAUUCUUUACUUUUAUAUUACAUCAUUGUUCACUUUUUUAGUUUACAGAAUUGGUCAAUCUGUGCCACCCCAGAUACACAUUAUGUUUGCAGUUUUAUAUCUUCUUGUGCCACCAGUGUUAAAUCCUCUUGUUUAUGCUACUAGAACAAAGGAAAUUCGUAAUGCAUUUAACAAGCACUUUGCAAAAAUACAAAUUAAAUCAUUACCGCCGUCAAAGAAAUCCAGACAUGUAGACGAUGAAAAUCGACAGUUCAACAGUGAAUGGGAGUCGGAUUUCUUCAUGUCAAACCAAGGAAACUCUAUGAUGUGCCUAAGAUGCAAGACACAAAUAAGAACAUUAAAGAGAUCAAAUGCAAAACAGCACUAUGAGAGUUGUAAGUCAUACAUGAAGUACAUCAAUUUAAAAGAUGAGGCCAGAAAGCAAGCGUAUGAUUCCUUGAACAAGAGCCAUACAAAAGAAACAUCCAUGUUCACCAAAUUCAAAUCAUCCUCUCACAAUCCGGAAGUUGAGGCAACGUUUCGAGUCGCCUUCAAAUUGGGUGCCGCUGGAAAACCAUAUACUGAUGUAGAGCUGUUCAAAUCAUGCAUGCUUGAAGUUGUUCAGUGUCUCGAACCAUCUCAACUUCAAAAAUGUAAAGAUUUACCUCUAUCAUGA